UCUCUCUUCAUCUGCAUCUUAUUCUUCUACUCCUAACAUGUAUAAAUAUGUUAAGUGAUUAAUAGCAAAGGAUCCCAUUAACUUUGUUAACAAGUGCAAGCUAGCUACCUAGUUCAAUUUUCCUGCAUAAACAUUUCAAACGCUAUCAUAUCAUAUCAUCUCUUACCAUUUCAUAUCACAUUCCCCAUUAACUUAAAGUAACAUUGUUCCAUUAAGAUUCUCUCAUCUCAUCAACCCAUUCCAGAUUCUUCUCUUUUUUCCUUCCUGGUUUUCGAAUCUUCAGGACCACGGAUUGCAUAAGUUUCUGCAGAUUGGUCUUGCUGUCAUAUGGGGAUUUCCUUCUCAUGUCCAUUUGCCAAGUACAAUGAUGUGGAGGAUGGCUUAGACUCCGUUGUUGUAAAAUCCAUCAACUUUGGCAAUGAUGAAAUCAAAACUCCAAUGCGAUCGGUCAGUUUCAAGAAUGAUGAUUUAGAACCCACCAUCCUUAAAUCUCUAGGUUCUGGAAAGAUGACAGUAGAGACAUCUGUGAGCUUCAAAAGAAAGGACAUUGAUAACAUUAUCUCAACCAACACUUUGUCAUUUGACCAAGAGGAAAACAUGCCUAUCUCAAGGACUAGCAAGAAGAGCAAAGAAAUGGAUGAUCUGCCUUUUAAGUCAGAGUGUCAAGUGGAAACCAUCCAGUCUGCACUUCUAAAUCCAAACAGCCCCAAACACAUUGCUGCACUUAAAUUGCAGAAAGUAUACAAGAGCUUUCGCACGAGAAGAAAGCUAGCAGAUUGUGCAAUUCUUGUUGAACAAAGCUGGUGGAAACUCUUGGAUUUUGCUGAACUUAAGCGCAGCUCCAUAUCUUUCUUUGAGAUUGAGAAACAUGAAACUGCUGUUUCUCGUUGGUCCAGAGCUAGAACUAGAGCUGCUAAGGUUGGAAAAGGUUUAUUAAAAGACGAUAAAGCUCAAAAACUUGCUUUACAGCACUGGCUUGAAGCGAUUGACCCACGCCAUCGCUAUGGACAUAAUCUACACUUCUAUUACGAUAGGUGGCUUCAGUGUCAGAGCAGAGAACCCUUCUUCUACUGGCUAGAUAUAGGAGAAGGAAAGGAAGUAAAUCUUGAGAAAUGCCCUCGUUCCAAACUUCAACAGCAAUGUAUUAAAUAUCUUGGUCCGAUGGAAAGGCUGGCUUAUGAAGUUGUUGUGGAGGACGGAAAGUUCUUCUACAAGCAGACAGGAGAGCUCCUUAACACUGGAGAAGAUGCACAUGCCAAGUGGAUUUUUGUCCUUAGCACAUCUAAGACAUUGUAUGUUGGCAAGAAGACAAAAGGUUCAUUUCAGCAUUCUAGCUUCUUGGCUGGAGGAGCUACAUCUUCUGCUGGGAGACUAGUGGUUCAAAAUGGUGUCUUGAAGGCUGUUUGGCCUCACAGUGGUCAUUAUCGUCCGACAGAAGAAAAUUUUAAGGAAUUUAUUUCAUUCCUUCAGGAGAACAAUGUGAGCCUUUUAGACGUCAAGAUGGAUCCAGUUGAUGAGGUUGAUGACUUACUUUCUCUGAGAAGUAGUGGUCAUCUUAGAAGCCACUCAUCUGAAGAGGACUUCACUGAGAACAUGAAUGGCCUGGAGAUUGAAGAGACCACUACUGAAGACUCAGUUGCAGUAGAGAAGGCCAAUUUGAUCGAAACCGAGAGGCCUUCUGCAUUGAUGGCACCUAGCCCAAGGCAAUUUCAAAUUCUUGGAAGAGAACUGGGCAAUCUUGAAAUACCAAAAAGGGGUAAUGUGUUUGAAGGACUAGAAAAUGAGAUAGAAGGUGUUGAACAAAGUUGUGUGAGUUUCCCUAUGGAAUCACACACAGGUAGUCAAGAAACAACACUAGCAUUUGUACCAGAACUAGACCAUACCAUUUCAGAGAAAAAAAACUUAUCUGAUGACAAUGAUGUAGAAACCAUUCCACAAGAGUCCAUACUCAAAAGAAUCAACUCACAUAAAGAAAUGAAAUCAUAUCAACUGGGGAAGCAGUUGUCUUGCAAAUGGACAACCGGAGCGGGACCGCGCAUUGGCUGUGUGAGGGACUACCCUUGUGAGCUUCAGUUCCGAGCAUUGGAGCAAGUUAAUCUGUCUCCAAAAAGUGGAUCCCGCUCUAAAUCAUCUUUUGCUCUUAGAAGCACCAUUUUGUUGAGCUCUAGUCUUUCAAAUGUGGCAAGUUUAUGUGGGGACUUAACAAUAGAACCACUUCACAUGCCCCAAAGAGGUGAGUCCUAUAGUUCAAGAUCAGAAUGCUCCCCUUUGAUCAGAGGAACAUCAGUGAUACCAGUUAUUCAUAGUUCAUGAGUGAAUAGGAUUCUCCAUUAUUUUAUUCUUUUUGUGUCAACAGGUGACCGAUUAAUAUAUGUAUUUUUGUUAUUCUUUCCAUUGAUUCACACAGGCAUUCUUUUUUCACUCAUGUAUAGUACUAUAGGAUUAAAACUCAAAAAGUGUAAAAUUAUUUUGGGAUUUAUUUUUCCUCCCAAUACAAAGGAAACAUUUGAUCUUCCGCCAUGCAACAAGUUCAUGGGUUCAAUUCAAAUCUAUUUAUAAUAUAUUGAAGGUUUUUGAUGA
Molecule: messenger RNA, 2580 nt
Organism: Glycine soja
Lineage: Eukaryota; Viridiplantae; Streptophyta; Magnoliopsida; Fabales; Fabaceae
Product: IQ domain-containing protein IQM2-like
Exons: 9
Coding region: 328-2313 (661 amino acids)
Source: RefSeq, a predicted model, not a curated record